AUGAACUAUUUAAAUCAAUAUAAAAUCCCUACACUAAACACAAUGCACCAAAAUCCUUUUUCUAAUCCAUCAAAUAAAAAUAGUUCACCCCGUUUUCACCACCCUACAACUCCAACUAUAGUUGACCGCAUUGUUUUUCCACAAAUGGUUAAUGAUGUCAGGUACCAAUCGAGUAACAUAUUUGAUCCUAGACAUUUAGAUCUACAAAACACUUUGAAAUUAGAUACUCAUUUCAAUGGUAAUGUGGAUUUUUUUAAAAAUCAUGACAAAAAUGAGUUCUAUGACAAUUACAGAUAUGUGGAAACACAGUUACCUUCAAAACAAAAUUCCUAUAAAAAUUCUAGUCGCUCACAAGUUCUUGAAGUUAAAGCAAGGAUAUCAGUAGAUGUAUCUACUAUGACCGAUCCUUUGACUUUAGAAGAACAAGAAAGGCUCGGUCAAUGGGAAGGUUUUGCUGCUGUACAGUCCGGUAACAAAGUUGCUGAAUACUUGACUAGUCUGAGAGAAUUUCUUAAGUUAUCUCCACCACAAGAAGGAAAACGAAGACAAGGAUUGGGUGAUGUUAGAAUAGUUACAUCACCUGAUGGUUCUCGGCUAUAUUGCUGUUCUGAAUGCUUAAUGGCAUAUACGGAUAAAACAGUUUUGGAACAUCAUUUAGCUAAUCACAAGGUAGAGCGUAGAUUUAUAUGUAUGGAAUGUGGAGCUGGUUUGAAACGAAAAGAGCACUUAGAUAGACAUCAAUUAAGUCAUAGUGAUCAGAGACCAUACACCUGUGCAGCUUGUCCAAAGACCUUCAAGCGUAAUGAACAUUUAGCUCGACAUUAUAUUGUACAUUCUGGAGAAAAAGCACACGUCUGUGUAGAGUGCGGAAAAGCAUUUUACCGUCGUGAUCAUUUACAAAAACAUGUCCAGGGUCAUAUUACUAAAAGACUCAAAGCGGUAAUCAAUGCUGUUGUUUAA
This is a messenger RNA of Macrosiphum euphorbiae (potato aphid), 960 nucleotides long. The record is from the annotation of a GenBank genome assembly. Lineage: Eukaryota; Metazoa; Arthropoda; Insecta; Hemiptera; Aphididae.